AGCGGGGGUGGGGAGGAGGAAAGGAAGGCCGAACGGAGACACGGCGGGUGACGGCUUCGGAACGCGCACGCGCCGUGCCCAGGACUCGAGCGGCGUCUGAGGCCAGGUUGGAAGGGUCCCCGCAGCUUUUGGAAGAAGGGAGCCAGAAAGGGUGCUCGAAGCCUCGCGCUGUUCGGUUCCUCCGGGAAGUCCCGACAGAGGAAGGCGACUAAAGCGAACCGGAGCGGGGGGGGGCGCGAGGAGGAGGAGGCGCCGCCGGUGACGUCGCGGCUGGUGUGCGAGGCGGGCGGGCGGGCGCCCCCGGCUGUUUCCGGAGGAAGGAGAAACGCAGGCAGCGAGUAAGCGAGCGGCUCCAUCCCCCACCCGCAGGGAGGGAGUGCGGCAGCGGCGGCGCAGACAGGCCGGACGAGGCGGCGGCGAAGGAGGAGGAGGAGGAGGAGCAGCGAUAGCAACCCCCGGGCCGCGGCGGCCACCACCACUGACGCAGCGACUCUCGCCUCUCGCAGUAUAAAAGAUGGCACUGAAACGCAUCAACAAGGAACUUAGUGAUUUGGCCCGUGAUCCACCAGCUCAGUGUUCUGCAGGCCCUGUUGGAGAUGACAUGUUUCACUGGCAAGCCACAAUUAUGGGUCCUAAUGACAGUCCAUAUCAAGGCGGUGUUUUCUUCCUGACAAUUCAUUUUCCUACAGACUAUCCUUUCAAACCACCCAAGGUUGCAUUUACAACAAGAAUUUAUCAUCCAAAUAUUAACAGUAAUGGCAGCAUUUGUCUCGACAUUCUAAGGUCACAGUGGUCUCCUGCUUUAACUAUUUCUAAAGUUCUCUUAUCCAUUUGUUCACUGCUAUGUGACCCAAAUCCAGAUGAUCCCCUAGUGCCAGAGAUUGCACGUAUCUAUAAAACAGACAGAGACAAGUACAACAGAAUAUCUCGGGAAUGGACUCAGAAGUAUGCCAUGUGAUGCUACCUUAAGUCAGAAUAACCUGCAUUAUAGCUGGAAUAAACUUUAAAUUACUGUUCCUUUUUGAUUUUCUUAUCCGGCUGCUCCCCUAUCAGACCUCAUCUUUUUUUUUAUUUACCUCUGUCCAUUCAUGCACAUGCUCAUCUGAGAAGACUUUAGCUCUUCCAGCUUUGGACAAUAACUGCUUUUUAGAAUCUGUAAAGUAGUUAUUCAAGAACAGUUGCCCAAGAUUCAGAAUUCUUUAAAUGGAGCAUGUGUGUUGUGGCCAAUGUCUUCACUCUAACUUGGUUAUGAGAUUGAAAACAUUCCUCACUGCUCUAACAGUUCUACUGAAGAUAUCACCCAAAGGGAGGGGAGAUGGAUGUUCAGAUUGCUCACAUCACAGGAAAUAGCAUUGCUGUAGCAUCAUCCAUCUUGUUUUAAACCUUCCAGUGUUAGAGACUGAGGUUUCAUGAGAUACUUGUGCUCAUAACUGGUAUGGCUGGAGAAUUGUACAGAACCUGUAGCAUCAGCAGAACAGAACACGUGAUGUAUCUUAUGCAUGUCAAUAAAGGAAUGACCAGUUCUUGUUCUACAGAGAAUGGAAAUUGGAAGUCCAUCAUCCCUUGUAUUCCAAAAUGGGGUCUCAGAACAUUUUUGUAACUCUCAUUUAAAUUUUGUUAGGAUGCUUGGAGCUAUUAGUUAAUCUAUCUUCCACAACAGUUUAAUAUAGCACUGAAUAAAUGAUGCAAGUUGUCAAUGGAUGAGUGAUCAACUAAUAGCUCUUCUAGUAAUUGAUUUUAUUUUCUUCAAUAAAGUUACAUAAACCAAUGAGUUAGCUGCCUGGAUUAAUCAAUAUGGGAAACAAAAUCUUUUGUAAAAGCAAAGGUGGUUUUUGUAUAUACUUGUUGGGAUUUGCCUCAUUGUUUGACAUCAAUUAAUGAUGUGAAAGUUAGUAGAGUGAACUUUUUGCCAUGUUCAGUUAUAAAACUUGGUCUGUGUUCAGGUUGACACAUUGAUCAGCCCUGAAGUAUGCAGAACUAAUAAGCUAAUCUCGUAGUAUAGACUUGAGUGUGCUACACAAGGUACUGGGAUCCAGCAGUGCAGCUAUGGACUUGGGACCCAGCUGAUGUACUGGUGUAUUGUGGAGACUUUUCCAGAUGCAUCCAGUUUGUUGACUGAGAAACUUUCUUUACCUUGUACACUUUGACAGCUGAAAGAUCUUUAUGUGGGAGUAAUGAGGCAAAAACUGCAAAAUAAAGUACUGUUUUGAUGUGGGAA
Messenger RNA from Pogona vitticeps (central bearded dragon), 2218 nucleotides. RefSeq names its product ubiquitin conjugating enzyme E2 D3 (gene UBE2D3). Lineage: Eukaryota; Metazoa; Chordata; Lepidosauria; Squamata; Agamidae. The record is from RefSeq and is a predicted model, not a curated record.